CUGUCGUCUGUCAUAAAUGAAUGAAAACAGCUGUAUUCGUAAUAAUACAGUGUUUACUCCCGGUUUUUUAAUUUUUCAUACGCAGAAAAUAAGGGACUGAUCGAUUGAGAGAUUAUGGCCAUGUCAUACGAUGACGAGGAGUUUUGGAACAGUUCGGAAAAACGGGCUUUUUCCUUUGAAAGCAAUGAGACUGACAAUUUGUUUGGAGUAUCCAAAAUUGGUACUGCUGAGCUGAGAGCUGGUAUUUCCAAUAUUCAUAUUACAGAUAGCAGUCUAAGAUAUGAUGAACCAGAAUCAACUACAAAGCCUCUUUUGUCAAUAAUAUCAGAUAAUACACUGGCUAAAAUAAUUGAAGCUGAUAAGUUAAAAUUCCAACAGGACAAUUCAGGUAACAUAAAACCAGAAGAUACAUUAAAGAAAAUUUUGGUUGGUCAACCAUACUCUUUUGAACAGUAUAAGUCACUUGCCAGUAAAACUGCUCUACUUGAUGCUGCUAUCAAAAGUGGCAAUGGAAAUGCUAUUUUGGGAAUUACUCUAUUUAUUAAAAAGACGUUAAAAAGAAAUCUAGUUCAGAAAUUAUUAAUAGAUCGGCCAGAAGCACUGUAUACUUAUAUUCAUUAUUUAUCAAUUAGAAUGUGCACAAGUGAAAUUUGUGAUUUACUUACUGCAAAAGGAAGUACAACGGAUGCCGCAAUUAAAUGCUUCAAUGUGGUAGUGAAAAACAUUAAUAAAUCAGAGGGAAAUUUGGAUUCAUUACUAUCUAAGAUCACAAAAAACUACAAUAUGUUAUUUUCCAACUUUCCAGAUUGCAGAGAAGCUGCUUUUGUACAAUCAUAUGUUAAGCUUUUAGAAUGGCAAAAAAAUUCAUCUAAUAAAUUUAGUGAACCUAUACCCUUCAAUGCUUCUACUUUGGAAUCUUUGAGAUUAUCAUGCAAAGAUUACUGGAAUGCACCAGAAACAAACAGUUUGUCUCCUCAGUCAUUAGUUCAAAAUCAAGAUAUUUUACAGCGGCAAUACCAAAAAGUUGCAGUCUUGACUAGAGCAUCUGUUCAAGCUUGGGAUGAUAUUGAUAGUAUUCUUCAUAAAAAAAGCUUCUUUGGAGGAAAAAAAUUACAAACAAAUAUGCCUAUUGAGGAAGUAUUAAAACUUUUACAAGAUCACAGAGCUCCUUCGGGUGUCAUUGAACAAUUUUUAAGUUAUGUUGAUGGUACUAAACGAUUAGAGAUAGCAAAGAAUCUUAAAUGUCAUAAAGUAGUUAUUAAUAUUUUAGCUGCCCAAGGAGAUCGUUUCAAAUUAUUAGAAUAUAAAGCGAGUUUACCUCAAAAUUUAGAAGAAAGUUCCUACGCUGACGGCGUUCUCAAUAGUAAAAAGUUUAGGUGGAAAAACUAAAAAAGUAUGUGCCGGAAUGAUAUUUCUAAAACAUUAAGUUACUGACUUUUAUAAAUUUCUAUUUCUUAAGAAGAUAAUGUAAUUUUCAUAGUGACAUUUAUUUACAUCUAAUGCCUUGAAUUUAUAUAUUAAUUUUUCUCGAACUCAAUCACGAAGCUUUAGUUAGAAAAAGACAUAUUUUAUACAGAAUUUAAAAAAUACAA
Molecule: messenger RNA, 1592 nt
Organism: Phymastichus coffea
Lineage: Eukaryota; Metazoa; Arthropoda; Insecta; Hymenoptera; Eulophidae
Gene: Vps16B
Product: spermatogenesis-defective protein 39 homolog
Exons: 9
Coding region: 115-1389 (424 amino acids)
Biological process (GO): vacuolar transport; intracellular protein transport
Cellular component (GO): cytoplasm
Source: RefSeq, a predicted model, not a curated record